Molecule: messenger RNA, 591 nt
Organism: Eimeria necatrix
Lineage: Eukaryota; Apicomplexa; Conoidasida; Eucoccidiorida; Eimeriidae
Product: ankyrin repeat-containing protein, putative
Exons: 3
Coding region: 1-591 (196 amino acids)
Molecular function (GO): protein binding
Source: RefSeq, a predicted model, not a curated record
AUGGCGCUGCCGGCGCUGCUGCAGGCCGUGAAGGCCGGCGCGCGCGAGCUGCUGCUGCAGCAGCUGCUGCAGCAACCCGCAGCAGCAAAACUCGCCAACUGCAACGGGACAACUGCUUUGCUGCUGGCAGCAAAGUUGAACAAAGAGGAAAUCGUGAAGGAGAUUUUGCUGCACGGCGGAGACCCAAAUGCAGCAGAGGUCGCUGAGGUCGGGGCCAACACGGCUUUGCACUUCGCCGCCAGAAACAGCAACGAAGAAAUGCUUUCUUACCUCCUCGCCUUCGGGGCUUCUCCCAACCAGCAAAACGCCCUCGGGCAAACUCCGCUGCACUUAGCAGCAAGAGUUGGUGCUGCUGCUGCAGUGCAGCAGCUGCUGGCAGCAGGAGCCAAUCCGGCCAUAACGGACCAGGCUGGGUUUGACGCGGCGUGCUGGGCGCAAAGCGAAAUGCACGAAGAAGUCGUGCAGCUGCUGCCGCCGGCGAAGAGUCUGGGCAGUCGGGACUUAGCGUUAUUUCAGUUGUUGGCGAUGGACCAGCUGGGGAUGAGUCUGAAGCUGCCGGGCAAGAAGAAGGGGAAAGCGAGCAAAAAAUAG